Messenger RNA from Catharus ustulatus (Swainson's thrush), 1590 nucleotides. It is a transcript of the gene AK3, whose product is annotated as adenylate kinase 3. The record is from RefSeq and is a predicted model, not a curated record. Gene Ontology annotation, cellular component: cytoplasm; mitochondrion. Lineage: Eukaryota; Metazoa; Chordata; Aves; Passeriformes; Turdidae. The transcript is spliced from 5 exons. Gene Ontology annotation, biological process: nucleobase-containing compound metabolic process. Gene Ontology annotation, molecular function: ATP binding; AMP kinase activity. The coding region runs from base 414 to 1367 and encodes 317 amino acids.
GCAAUGGGACGUGUAAGCAGCCAAGCGCUCAUCAGGUGACAGCCAGGUAAGAAGCCAAGUCCCAGCUCAGUUUGGGAAAUCCUCGUGAUAGUUCGGGGAAGUGGUGGAAUCACCAUUUCUGGGGAUAUUUAAAAGGUGGACUUGUGUCAGUUUGGGACAUGGGUUACGGACGGACUGGCAAAGCUGGAUUUGUUGUUGGGCUCGGGGACCUUAAAAAGGAAAAGAACUUAGGGUCUUUUCCAAACCGAACGACUGACUCUGUGACUGAGAGGACUGCUGGGUUGGGGGACCAGCCCAUUUAGAGCACUGACAGUGACUGGCUGGCUGAGGGGCUCACGGCUUAGGGAGCAGCCAAAAUGUGCCUCCUGGGCACAGGGGUGCAGGGAAGCUGGUCAGCCCCGGUUUGAACGCUGAUGCCUAAAUGCGGUCGGAUGCGAUGUUCUAAGAUGCAAUUUGCUGUAGUUAGCCUUUCAUUAUCGUCUGUCAUUUAUCCCUCCCUCCCCCCGUGCACUUACGUCAAGGACCUUUCCUUCCUGCCCCUGAUUGACAGCCGGAGGAGCUGCCGCUGCUAUUCCUUGGGAGGCCGGUCCCGGGCUGCCCGGCGGGGCGAGGCGGCGCUCCCGGGAAGGCGGCGCUGCUGCCGUGGCACGGGCGCCGGGAGCACCGGGAGCGGCAGGAGCAGCAUGGUGGUGCCGCCGCUGCUGCGGGCCGUCAUCAUGGGGCCGCCAGGCUCCGGGAAAGGCACCGUCUCCGCUCGGAUUAUCAAGCACUUCGGCGUGAAGCACCUCUCCAGCGGCGACCUGCUGAGGGACAAUAUGCAGAAGAGGACAGAAGUGGGGAUCCUUGCCAAGUCCUACAUUGAUCAAGGGCAGCUUAUUCCAGAUGACAUCAUGACACAACUAAUGCUGAAUGAGAUAAAAGGUCUAGACCGGUACAACUGGCUAUUGGAUGGUUUCCCCAGAACAGUUGCUCAGGCAGAAGCCCUCGAUAAAGAAUGUCACAUAGACACUGUGAUUGACCUAGACGUGCCAUUUGAGACCAUAAAGUGUCGGCUUACAGCACGCUGGAUCCACCCUGCCAGUGGUAGAGUCUACAAUCUUGAAUUCAGUCCUCCCAAAGUGCAGGGCAUUGAUGAUGUUACUGGCGAGCCGCUUGUUCAGCGCGACGAUGACAAGCCCGAGACUGUCAGCAAGAGGCUGCAGGCUUAUGAUGCACAAACAAAACCUGUUCUAGAAUAUUAUCGGAAAAAAGGGUUAUUGAAAUCCUUUUCUGGAACAGAAACCAAUAAGAUCUGGCCACAUAUCUAUGCUUUCCUUCGAACCAAGUUGCCAGAUGUGAGCCAGAAAGAUGCUGCCAACCCCAGGUGAAAAUAAGUCAAACUUCUGCGCAUCUGUCAUAGCUCACUCCCAAUUACAUAAGAUUCCACAAUCAAGGAUUUGUCCAAGUGGUCUACCACACUCAUCAAUAAUUAAAGUCCAAUGUUGUCCUUAAUUUACAUUAUGGUAAAGUUUUGUUGCCUGUGGUUAUCACUUUAAUGCUGUAUUUUUUUAUAUUAAAUAUACCUAAUUUUUAAAAUACAGUAAUUGUCUU